Molecule: messenger RNA, 1507 nt
Organism: Planococcus citri (citrus mealybug)
Lineage: Eukaryota; Metazoa; Arthropoda; Insecta; Hemiptera; Pseudococcidae
Exons: 5
Coding region: 216-1199 (327 amino acids)
Source: RefSeq, a predicted model, not a curated record
CCUGCCGACUGCCGAAUCUCGACAUUCUUGCAGAAUUUCUAAAAAAUGUUAUGUUGAUUUGCCCAUUUUCUGUGCGAGGAAGAAAAUUCUAGGAAACUUCGCAGAUUGUUCGAAGGUACAAGCAACUACCUAUCUAAUUAUUCAAAUUGCAAACAAAUACGUCGAAGUCGAAAGUGUUCAUAGGAUAUAGGUAGAUAUUCAUCAGCAUUUUCGAGAUGUUGACAGAUUGCCCAUCCCAGUUUGAAAUGAAGGGUGUGAAUAAUAUUCCCAAAUCGUUUCAGAAAUUGAUCAAUGAAAUUCAAAACGUGAAGCAAAAUAAAAAACAAUCCAAGAGCAAGAGUACAUCGCUAGAUGUAAAAACCGUAUCCAAAAAUACCAAAAAUCCAACUACGGUUAAGAAAAAGAGAAAGCCUAAGCAAUCAAAACCCGUAGAAACAGCUUUAGAAGAAAACGAUGAAUCGAAUGUUCCUGAAAAUUUCGUGCAAAUUCCAAAUCAAACCAAUAUCACUGAAUUUUUCAACACUGCGAGAAGCAAUUCAUCGAAUCGUAGGACUAAUAAAAAUCCCGAAAAAGCAAGAAAACAAGAGGUUCCUAAUAUAGACGUUGACAUUUUAUCAUCAGAUAGUGAUGACUUUCUCUAUUCGAAUCAGAACCCUAGGCCUACAACGGACUUCAAAGAGCAAGAUUUUUCAGUGUCCGAAUUUCAAAAUCCUGAUUAUCUCAGUUUCUUAAGCGAUCGAAAUCAAAGUUUUAAUCCUAUUAACGAAGCAGAUAGAUUUGGAAAUGCUACAGAAAGUAACUUGAAAGGUAAAAAAUUGCAUUGUGAUCAAACAAAAGAUACAAACUGGAAGACUUUCAAUGAAAUGAAUGAUGAUAUGGAUUGUGACUUUAUUAUCGAACGUAAGAAGAAUAUCGCACCAAAUAUAUUCUACAGCCAUAACAAAACAAAUGAGAAAAUCCCGUCACGAAUUGGUAAAAACAUCACUAAUAAAUCGGGUUCUUCAAUAAAGAAAAAUUCAGACAGUGAUGUAAUAAGACAACAAAAUGUUUCAAAUGAUGCUGCGAAAAAAUUGAUGAACUUGUUGAGAGAUGAUCGAGAAAAAAUGACAACUUUAUUGAAUCAAGUAAAAUCCAUGAGCGAUUCAGUCACAAAAGCUCGUCAAGGUAUUUCCAAAUUUUUCGUGAAUCGUAAUAACUAAUUUUUUGUUUUUUUUUGAGUUGGGUAUUAAGGUAAUGUACGUUUUAUUUUUUCUCUAAAUACUGAAUUUGUGGUAUGAGUAGCCAAGAUUCUCAUUUUAUUUUCGAAUGUGGUUGAUUUUACUUAUUUAGUGCCUAUAUUAUAUUUUUAAUAAUGUAUACCUACCUACUUAGCAUUCAUGGGUGUACAUGCAGCAGAAACGCAGCCCACCACCCUCCGAUGCUCUUUGCGCUGCAUUGUUUGAGCUUUCGUUUAAGUUUUUGUUAGUUGUACCCUAUCCCAGGUAUAAAUAAAUUUGUUUUCUCCGUA